This is a messenger RNA of Sclerotinia sclerotiorum 1980 UF-70, 249 nucleotides long. RefSeq lists its product as hypothetical. The record is from RefSeq and is a predicted model, not a curated record. The transcript has a single exon. NCBI's taxonomy places the organism in Eukaryota, Fungi, Ascomycota, Leotiomycetes, Helotiales, Sclerotiniaceae. Bases 1 to 249 code for a protein of 82 amino acids.
AUGGCUGGUACGGGCAAGUCUACCAUCUCUCGCGCAGUUGCUCAAUCCUUCAAGGAAAAUAAUCUAUCUGGAGCAAGCUUUUUCUUCAAACGAGGCGAAGGUGAUCAUGGAACAGCAAGCAAAUUUUUCACAACUAUUGCCCAUCAACUAGUGGUUAAGCAGCCACAAAUGGUACAGUCUGUCAAGAAAGCGAUCGAUCUCGAUCCAAACAUUUUCGAUAAAAGCUUGGCAAAGCAAUUUAUUGGAUAG